Molecule: messenger RNA, 537 nt
Organism: Funneliformis caledonium
Lineage: Eukaryota; Fungi; Glomeromycota; Glomeromycetes; Glomerales; Glomeraceae
Source: the annotation of a GenBank genome assembly
AUGCAAACUUAUGAAGAACAAAUAAAAUAUAAUGAUGAUGGUUCUGUAAAUGUGCCAUUUGGUCGAGCUGCUGAAUGGUAUUUAGAAAAUGUACCUAUUUUAAAAAUUUGCCGGUUAAAGAAGCAAAGCAGACAAGUUACACCUACAUUAGUUAAGGCUGAAAUUUUAACUGUUGAGCGUGUUCAAGGUGCUGCUGAUUAUUUAGAAUGGACAACUACAUCAGAAACAAAGAAAUCUACAAACUGCAUUGAUGAUGUUCUAGUUCUAACUUCAAAAGGAAAUGAGUUACUCACCAAUAUUAACUUAAGAAUUGAUAAAGAUCGGCAAUGUUGCAUUCAAGGAAAUCAUAAUCCAGCACAAUAUAUAACUACUAAUAUACCAAAAAUUUUUCGCAUUAAUCUAACCUAUGUUGUUAGAGAUUCAAUAGUAAUUAGCAGAAGGGCAGACCAUAGAAAUGCAAAAGGAAUUAAAGCUAAAAUAUUAGCUUUACUUAAUGGUGCUUCAGAAGAUACAAUUUCUAAAUCUUUAACAAAUUAA